GAGAACAACUGCAAUUCCAUAUUGUAAGAACUGCCCCAGGACUGGGAAAUGUUACUGUUGAAUGGAAGAUAAUUGGGCAUAACGUAAAACAAAAUUUUGAAGACUAUUCUGGAAUACUCUUUUUUCCUGAGGAGACAUUGAAUACAACAUUAUAUGUUCACUUGCUGGAUGACCAUAUUCCUGAAGAAAAAGAAGAAUACCAGAUCAUCCUAUACAACAUCAAAACAGAAGGAGUUUCUUCUUCAGGUGCUGCUGUUUUGGAUAGUCAAGGUUAUGAAGCUGUUCUGACCGUAGAAGCUAGUGAUGAACCACAUGGAGUCUUGAAUUUUGCUUCCCCAUCGAGGGUAGUUUUAAUGCCAGAGGAAAACAAAACGGUUCAGCUUUUUAUUAACAGAGAAUUCGGAUCUCUAGGUGCUAUCAAUGUUACGUAUGCGACAGUUCCAGGAUUGCUCACCUCAAGUAAUGAGACAGAAGGGAUGCUGGCUGAACCAGGAGCUGAUUAUGUAGCUGUUUCUGGCUCACUGAUUUUAGAAGAAGGAGAAACAUCAGCUGCCAUAAAUAUUACUAUUCUAGAGGAUGAUGUACCAGAGGUGCAAGAAUUCUUCUUGGUUAAUUUAACUUCAGUGGAACUCAUCAUGAACCAUUCAACUUCAUCCCCACCUAGGCUGGAUGUGGAAGGUUUAGCUUCUCAAAUUAUUAUUGAUGCUAAUGAUGGAGUAAGCGGAGUUAUUGAAUGGGAAAGUACCAAUUUUGAAGUUAAUGAAUCUCAUGGGAAUCUGACAAUAACAGCAUACCGAAGCAGAGGAUCAUAUGGCAAUGUGUCUGUGUUUUUUUAUGCCCAAAAUUUGGAGGCACAGCUGGGUUUGGAUUUUAAUGUGACCUCAAGGACUCUUUUUUUUGCUGAUGGAGAAAGGAAUAAAUCUGUUGUUGUUACAAUUUUUGAUGAUGAUAUUCCUGAAGGUGAUGAGAAGUUCCAGUUAAUUUUGACAAAUCCCUCUCUGGGGCUGGAAUUAGGGGAGAACACAACAGCCACAAUUACUAUACUUGCCAAUGAUGAUGGCCAUGGAGUUCUGUCAUUCAAUAACAGCGAUCACUUCUUCCUAAGAGAGCAAACAGCUCUCCAUUUGAUGGAAAGUGUUGCAGUAUUAAAUAUUAUUAGAGAACCUCCUCAGGGGAUAUUUGGCACUGUGACUGUUCAAUAUCUUGUAAGUGAAAUUAAUUCUUCAGAGGCAUCAGUGGAUUUGACCCCUUCUCAAGGAUAUAUUGUGCUGGAAGAGGGAGUCAGAUUCAAGACACUGCAUAUUUCUGCAAUACUGGAUGAAGAACCAGAAAUGGAUGAGCACUUUGUUGUCACCCUGUUCAAUCCAACUGGAGGAGCCAGACUGGGCACAAGAGUGCAAACUAUGAUUACUGUAUUACAGAACCAGGCUCCCCUAGGGCUUUUCAGCAUCUAUCCCGUUACAAACAGGACAAAUUUCCUCAUAACUGAAGAAGCCAACACUACAGUUUAUUUGAAAGUUUCACGGAGUAAUGGGCUCAACGUGUCUGUGAGUGUUGAGUGGGAGACAUUGUCGGAUACUGCAUUUGGCAUCAGAGGUAGUAUCAGUGUCCUGUCUGUCUUGCAAAGUUUUGUGGAAGAGUCAGCGUCUAGCUGGUGUUUCUUUACAUCGGGAGAAAUCCUCUAUGGUGUUCUGUUGCGUACGCCUCCAGCUACGUUUUCUACUGUCUACCAGUGGAAAGGAGUUUUUGUUCCUGUUGAGAAUUUCAGUAUGUGGAAUCCUAAGAGCUGUGUGUCUUUCCAAAUCCGUGCCUCUCCGUACCUUGUGAUUACUCAUGGAGGAGCCAGGCAGGGAGCUUCCAACAACAAUACAGACUCUCUCUAUCCUGGAUACCAGACAUGUGAAACACUUUGCUGUGGAUGAAGAUGACUAUUUGAUUUUUGUGAGUGACACAACCAGUUCCAGUUCCAUCCAGGUUUUCCAGUGGAAUAAAGAUAUAUUUGUGCUGCAUCAUCAACUUCCACUUUACAGAGCUCUGAACAUAGCCUUGUUUCCCAGAGGAGGCAUUAUGUACCUGUUAGUUUCUUUGUCAAAUACCAGCCAGAACAUGCUCUUGUA
Messenger RNA from Cariama cristata (Red-legged seriema), 2117 nucleotides. RefSeq names its product G-protein coupled receptor 98-like. NCBI's taxonomy places the organism in Eukaryota, Metazoa, Chordata, Aves, Cariamiformes, Cariamidae. The record is from RefSeq and is a predicted model, not a curated record. Gene Ontology annotation, cellular component: membrane. The transcript is spliced from 15 exons. The annotation marks the transcript as partial. Gene Ontology annotation, biological process: cell communication; negative regulation of adenylate cyclase activity. Gene Ontology annotation, molecular function: G protein-coupled receptor activity.